Babesia sp. Xinjiang is the source of this 2652-nucleotide messenger RNA. RefSeq lists its product as uncharacterized. The record is from RefSeq and is a predicted model, not a curated record. The coding region runs from base 1 to 2652 and encodes 883 amino acids. NCBI's taxonomy places the organism in Eukaryota, Apicomplexa, Aconoidasida, Piroplasmida, Babesiidae. The transcript has a single exon.
AUGUCGAAUAAGCAGCAUGACUCUUUAACAGAGCAUCCUCCGGGUAACCUGAAGGAGUGUAUUGAUUGGUUAUUGAGGUUAACGGAGAAGGAUGGGCAAAAUGGUGGUGGCGGUCAGAAUGGCAAUGGUUCCACUGAACUUGGAAAGAAGGUUGUGGAUUUACUAAAGAAGGUUGAUGAUGCCACUGAGAAACUCGAAAAUGACCAAAAAGUGCUUAAAGCAGUGACGAAGAAUGGUAAUGGUACUAAUUUGAUCACCACCUUGGCCGAUAACUUGGCGAAGUUCAUUGGUUACAAUGGUGGUAACGGUGACCUGGACGGCAAAGGUAUUGGUAAGAAUAAUGGUGGUACUAAGUACACGUCUUCCUAUAAUGGCAAUGAAGCUAAGUGCAAAUGGAGUGAAGCAAUGAAGCUUGACAACGACCACAACACUUGCGCCUCGAUCUUCCUCGGCACGCUCCCCGUGAUCUUCUCCGGUCUAAGUUAUCUCUAUUGGCAAUGUAAUAAAGGUACUGGUGGUCGUGGUGAUCGUUGGUGUAAGGGCACUUAUAAAAUCCACGAAACCAACCCGCUUGGCAUCUAUUUCAUCGCUUGUGGUUAUGACCCAACUAAACUCAAUGACAAACAGGCAGGUGAUGCUGUCAAAACGUUACUCGGCGAAACUUGUUUCAAAGAAGAAUUCAAAAACAACGGCGCCAAAGUUGACGGCCCCUACCCCGUGUACAUCAAAGAAGUACUAGACAAAACUAACUAUAGCAAUACCACUGACCACCCCCUCUCCAGUCUCUACAUCGCAUCGCAAUACUAUUUCACAUACAAACAAACCCUGCAGAAAGAAUGCAAUCGUCAACCAACCACCAUUAGAGAAAUGCUAUAUUGGUUAAUGGCCCUUCCCUAUAGUGGGUGUUUCCAAUAUGCUGAACAGGAGAUUAAGAAUGGUAUUAAAAAGCAUGGUAGUGGUAUUAUACCAUUCGAAGGGGGUCCCACCUUAAAGCCUACUGAUCCCCUCGACUGUCUUAUAUCAACCACUUGUCAUUACGCCGCUGUGGUCCUAUCCACUAUACAAGGUAAAUUGUGUACACCCAAAGACACAAAGACAGAUGAGACAACCAAACCAAAUCCACCUAAUAUACACAGCAUCUAUUCCAACUCCCACUUCAAAUUCUCAUACCCAACCACCGUCAUUGAUUGGUUCAAUAAAUUGUGGGAUAUAGUGUAUGCACUAAUUACACAAUUAUUCUUCCUCAAAGAGCAGUGUAUAACAUGUCUAUACGGUGGCUGCGGUUGGAAAUAUUGCAAAUAUGGUAAUGGUAUCAAAUAUGAAAACGUUAAAUCUUGGAUAUGUACUGCUCCGCCCGGUACACAGGGAACACCAUCCCAAUCACCUCAUGACUGCGCCACCGCGAAAUGCGCCACUGCCCACAUCCAAGCUUGCGGCAAAGACAAACCCUCCCCCCUCCAAGCUUUCCUAACAGAUUGUCUAACCGGUUUCCAAUGCGAAUCUCUUAAAAAUAAAAAAUGUCAAAUUCAAAAUGGUCAACUUGUAUCGACAAAUGGUGGUGACCUUGUGUCUUACUCUUCACAUGUUUCCCAUCGUCAGUUUCGUUUAUAUUGCCCAGUACCAAUGGGAUUCAACAAAGACUGUCUAUCACACACCGAACGCACAGGUGACUGUAUAUGUUGGAUACUACAUUACUUCACCCAAAAGGACCGUAACUACGUCACUCUCUACAACACAAUAAUAUGUCUAAUAUGCACCGGGUUACGUACCCCCCGUACAGCAGGUGACCUUUUCUGGUUUUUCUAUACCCUUGGACAAUAUUAUGAUACUAAUAAUGGUGGCACUGGUUCUGAGACUCUCAAAUCUUCAAUAGAAUCUCAAAUUGAAACGUACUUGUGGGCAGCCAUUGCUAACAAACCAGAUAAAAAUGAAAUCGGCACCCGUCUAAAAUCUCUAGGUGGUAGUAGCAGUAGUCAUAACGGCAGCACCUCCCACGCCGACCUCUUCAGCCUUAAUGGUUGUUGGAACACCCCUCCCUGUGCCGGUUACCUCGAUCCCAUCAGCCGUCGUAUGUAUUCCAUUUACAUCGCAACCUCGGCAAAAACAUAUAUAUCAUACAUAGUGUAUCUCACAAAAGCUUUGAAAGAUUAUUUACAACAGUUGCUUGAUGAAUUCAAAAAAGUAUCUUGUACUCACUGCAACAAAGAAUGCACAAACAAACCAAAGUGUCACCAAGAUCCAUCCAAAUGCUCCUGCACAAACGUUGUCCAAUGCGCCGGCGUACUAGGCGUCCUUUAUAAGUUUGGAUUCACAUAUUCAAGCGCCAGUGGAUUAAAUGGUCAAUACAAAUCCAAACGCGAGUGGCUCCGCAAAUGCUCCCAAUUCUCCGACCAACUACAAAAUGUCAUCACCGGCGAACCAUUCAAUGACCUCCUCUCAGUCAUCAACGUCUUCCUCUACCACAUCCGCAAACCCUUCCUCUACUACCUCCUCACGUUCUGGCUACUCGCCAUCACCUACCUAACAUACUCACUUACAAUACCACUCGACGUUCUACACCUACGGUCACACCUACGCACUGCCGCGGUAUCACCACUAGUACUACUCACCAACUACGCACAACAACAUGACAUCACAUAUUUCAAACCGUAA